UAGCUGAGACGCCGCCGCUGCCGUGCGCUCUGUGCUUGCCCAUCCGCUGGCGCACGCGUGGACCUCCGCUGCUCCGCCUAGCCGCCGUUCCACCCUGCCCUCCCCUCCCUCCAGCAGCCUCAGCUCUCGCCCGCCUCCUCCCACCGCGCAGCGCACCGCCGCAACCACCUUUGCCAUCAUGUCUGCCGCCGACGCGCCCACCGCUGCCGUGCACCAGCACCACCACGGCUCGUCGCUCUCGGGCGACCUCAAGCGCAAGCGGAGCCCUUCACACGACCACGUCCAUCCCGCUACCGCGCAAAAGGCCGCCAAGACGUCGAGCAACCACCUCCAGAUCAAUUACCUCGCCCGCCACUGCGAGAACGACCUGCCGCUUCUGACCAAUGACGACACGCUUCCCAACAUCCUGUCGCUGCUCAGCGACUACCAGGGCGUGCUGGACCGUCACGAAAGCAUGGCCUGCAACCUUGGCGCUCGUCCGCUCGGUCCCAUCUUGGUCAAGAGGUUCGAGCGCUUGUUCGAUGGCCCGCCGCGCGUCUUGAAGAGCCAUGGGAAGGAUGGAACUACAGUGACGUGGCUGGACGUGGUCGAGUUUGCGCGCAACAAGCCCGAGCAGUUCCAGCUGGGACAGAUGAGCGAGGGCAUACGAGUUUGCCAGUUCUACACCAAGCAGUGCCGCGUGCAGAUAUCGGAAGAGGAUUUUGUUCUCAUUUCCUCGGGCAUUCCACAGAAGAUGAUCCCUCCGCAACCCAUCAUCGAAGACGAAGAAAAGGAACUGGGCACACUCGAGAUACUCGAGCGCAACCUGGGACAAAUCUGCCAGUUGGCCGAUCAAGUCGCAGCCCGAACGCGACAGUUAAAUCACAGGCUCAAGGGGCGGAAACAAGCCAUCCUGGACCGCAGAGCCACCGCUAGUCCCGCUCCGCCUAUCCGCCCCUCGAGUCCAUCCAACGUUGCGCUGAUGAAUGGAACAUCGCAAGUGGCCGCGACCCCUACUCAUCCUAAUCCGCCAACGCAAUCCUCCCCCGGUGGGUUCGUGGCAGUCAACUCUCGCCCCCACGUAGAAAAUGGCGCGUCGUCAUCUACGCGACAUGAACUCAUGGUAAAGUUCCACACCUCGACCGAGCGGCGGACACCGUCUCAACCCUCAAAUGGUUCAGUCGAUGCUCGACGGCCAUCGAUGGGUUCCCAUACCCUGUCCCACUCUGCCCCGCCACCACCUCAGGCGCCCAAGCCUGCUAAACCUGCCGACCUACCACCUUCAGCUCUUGCCCAACAGCGACCAUCACACAUGUCUGACUCGGAACUCCACCAGGUCAUGAAUUCGCCCGUGCCUAUACCGAAUACGCCUUCAAGUCUACUUCCCGCGGCUAGCCAACGGGCCCAACAGCCUCAGGACAAGGACGAUGGUGGGCCGUUCAAAGCAGAAAUGGUCCACCGUAUGGAGAGCCUCGCAAAAGGCGAACGCAUCCUCCCACCCUGUGACCGCUGUCGCAGAUUACACAUGGACUGCCUCAAGAACCUGACUGCGUGCAUGGGCUGCACCAAGAAGCAUGCAAAAUGUUCAUGGCGCGAAGUGCGCGACAACGAGCUUCGGAGCGGCACGUACUCUCAUCCCCCUUCGACUGGUAUGAUGAGCGGCAUGCACAGCGAGAGUGACGAGGGUGAAGUUGGCUCAGGCAGUGGCCAUGGCAUGCAUAUUGAGAGGGCGAGCACAGGAAGCCCAGCUGGCAUGCUGAGUCCCCAACGGGGUGGCUUAACUCCUUCACAUAUCGGCCCUUCGCCUGCACAGCACCUCUCAUCCGAACACCGCAUUCCAUCAUCACGCAACUCGCCACCGCCUCAUGAGAGGGAGCAGAGUCGAGGUGUGGAAGCGCAACUUCAGGAGGCUGCGAAGAGUGGUCUUGCGCACGCAAGUGCGAGGUUAGGCGCGCCGCCUGAGACCAGCAAACCGCCCGAGUAUCAAGCUAUGGUGGCUUGACUCGCGCCGUAGUCCGGGGAUGCUGUUGACACGCAUCUCGACGCACGCUAUCUGAACCAUAUGCCCGUGGGACUUCUGCGUGAGGGUGGCUCACGUCGCACGACGAUCACUGUCCAACAAAAUGACUUUUUUUUUCUUGUAGCUAUGUUUGAGAGCGAGCACGGUUGAGAUUCAUCUUGACUCUCAGAAUGC
Paraphaeosphaeria sporulosa is the source of this 2173-nucleotide messenger RNA. RefSeq lists its product as uncharacterized. Gene Ontology annotation, molecular function: DNA-binding transcription factor activity, RNA polymerase II-specific; zinc ion binding. The record is from RefSeq and is a predicted model, not a curated record. Lineage: Eukaryota; Fungi; Ascomycota; Dothideomycetes; Pleosporales; Didymosphaeriaceae. Gene Ontology annotation, biological process: regulation of DNA-templated transcription. The transcript is spliced from 2 exons. The coding region runs from base 179 to 1981 and encodes 600 amino acids.